GACUGCACUCACAGUUACUUCCGGUUGUCUAGGCUCCGCGUUAGGUCGUGGCACAGGCCGUGAUCGUGACUUUAGAGUGGCUGAUGAAAUACUUUUAUUAAUUUUUAUCUGGACACAGUAGGGGAAAAAAAUUGUCGCUCCAAAGUUUACCGAAAUUACACGACAAAAUGAAGUUAUACACUGACUUUGGGAACUUUCAAACACUGAAAGUUUUGUCAGCUGUGAAAAUAGCCGGCAUUGCCAUAGAGAAGACGGAUGUCGAUCACGGAGCUCAAGUUGUGCCUUAUCUGAAGAAAAGCAGACUUCCAGUGCUAGAGGUUUCCCCCAAUAAAUUCUUGUUUUCAGCAAAUUCUAUUGUCAGCUACUUGUUUUCAAGUCAACAGCAGCAGACACUUGGUGACGAAGAACAACAGUGGCUUGAAUGGGAAAGUGUUGUAUUACAGCCUGUGGCACUUCCAUAUUUAACCAGUGCUUUGGGACAUGAAAAACCAGAGAAAGACCUGCUUAAGAGUUUCCCCCCACUUUUACAGGAACUUGACAAUGGGUUAAGAGAUCGUCAAUAUCUUGUUGGUGAGAAACCUUCAGCUGCUGAUGUUGUUUUGUUUGGGACAGUCUUUCCUUUACUUCAGGAUAAACUCUUUAAUGACAUUUUGCAUCAGUUCCCAGCAGUCAGGACAUGGAUAAAUACUAUACAGUCCCAGAAAGCUGUUCAGGAAGCCAUCAAUGAAGUGACACGAGGAACAGGGGCCAAAGCUUUCAAGCAAUCCCUUCUGACACAGCCAGUGCCAUCAGUUCCAGUUUCAGCAGUCGCAAACGUCCCAGUUCCUAUAAGCAAAAAGCAGACCACAAACGCCAACAACAUUCCACAAUUUUCAGCUUCUGAUGUGCCGGAAGUGGAGAAAGUUUCUGCACAUGAGGCAGAGGCGGCUUUCACUGCAUGGGCAGCAGACAGCAAACACUUUCCAUGUCCUUUACCUCGAAAACACCCUAUAUUGCCAGUUGAUGGGGGAAGAAAUAUUCUUAUAACAAGUGCACUGCCCUAUGUCAACAAUGUACCUCAUCUUGGCAACAUCAUUGGCUGUGUCCUCUCUGCUGAUGCUUUUUCUAGGUUUUGCAGACUACGAAACUACAAUGUACUGUACAUUUGUGGAACUGAUGAAUAUGGCACUGCCACAGAGACCAAAGCUUUAGAGGAAGGCCUCACACCACAAGAGAUAUGUGACAAGUACAACAAGCUGCAUACAGAGAUUUACCAGUGGUUCAACAUUGAUUUUGACUACUUUGGUCGAACUACAACAGUACAGCAGACAGAGAUUGCACAAGACAUUUUCUGGCGCCUCCAUGAGAGAGGAUUUAUACUAAGCGACAGCAUAGAACAACUCCACUGCUCCCACUGUGACAAAUUUCUUGCAGACAGAUAUGUUGAAGGGACGUGUCCUUUAUGUGGCUUUGAUGACGCUCGUGGUGAUCAGUGUGACGGCUGUGGCCGACUCAUCAAUGCAACAGAAUUGAAAAACCCUAGAUGCAAACUGUGUCAGAAAAAGCCAUCACCACGUGUUUCACAGCAUCUGUUCCUUGACCUUCCUCAGCUUGAGCCUCAACUGAAGUCUCAUUUGGACAAAGUCUUUUCUUCCGGCACUUGGACAACCAACUCGCGCACCAUCACCUCUUCAUGGAUAAGAGAUGGUCUCAAGCCUCGGUGUAUUAGCCGUGACUUGAAAUGGGGUACUCCUGUGCCACUCGAAGGAUACACUGACAAGGUGUUCUAUGUCUGGUUUGAUGCACCUAUUGGCUAUCUUUCCAUUACUGCAAACUACACUGACCACUGGAAGAAAUGGUGGAAAAAUCCAGAAAAGGUGGAGCUGUACAACUUUCUUGGAAAGGACAAUGUUCCAUUCCACAGCGUGAUUUUCCCGUCAUGCCUAUUGGGAGCAGAUGACAACUACACUGUUGUCAACCACAUGGUUGCAACAGAGUAUCUGAACUAUGAGGAUACCAAGUUCUCCAAGAGCAGGGGCACCGGUGUGUUUGGGGAUCAGGCCAAAGAUACAGGCAUACCUGCUGAUAUCUAUCGCUUUUAUUUGCUGUACGUGAGACCAGAAUCGCAGGAUUCAAGCUUUAGCUGGGAUGAUCUUCUUCUUAAAAACAACAGUGAGCUUCUCAAUAACUUGGGCAAUUUUAUCAACAGAGCCUUAAUGUUCCUGUCAAACAACUUUGGGGGUGUGGUGCAAGAAAUGAUCAUAGAAGAUGAGGACAAGCAACUUCUGGCACUGAUAAACAGAGAACUUGCUACAUACAUCACCAACAUGGAUCAUGGAAGACUGCGCGAUGGCAUUCGCAAUAUCUUGACGAUAUCCCGUCUUGGUAACCAGUAUAUGCAGAGCAACAAGCCCUGGGUGCAUGUCAAGGGAUCAGCAGAGGAAAAAAAGCGAGCCGGAACCGUGGUGAGUCUGUCGGCCAAUGUGGCUAGUCUGCUGUCAGUCUUGCUGAUACCUUAUAUGCCAGACACCAGCGCCACCAUCCAGAAACAGCUGAAUUAUCCUCCAGAUGCCAUCAUUAUAUCCGACACCUUCCUGUGUCGUCUUCCACCGGGUCAUGCCCUAGGCAAGCCUAGCCCACUGUUCCAAAAGAUUGAGGCCUCCACUAUUGCAGAACUAAAGACAAAGUUUGCAGGCAAGCCGUCACCACCUAAUCCUGCCACACCAUCUGCUAAGGUACAAACACCUGCAGUACCUAACGGCCCUAUACCAGCAGGUAAGGGAGAUGCAAAAUCUGCUUCUGACCCUGCAGAAGUGUCUCGCUUGACCCAAGAAGUCUCUAACCAGGGUAAUCGUGUACGUGAAAUGAAAGCUGCGAAAGCAGAUAAAAAGGACAUUGAGACUGAAGUAGCUAAGCUGUUGGAACUCAAGAGAAUUUUGGCCUUGGCCCAAGGAGAUGAUACGUCUAGUUCUGCAACAGGUGUCAGCAAGAAAAAGGGAAAGAAAAAGUGAAGAUAGAUGAGGAAAGACAAAGAGACUAUGGCCAUAUUUUGUCCUUGUCUAGACUGUUCCUUUUUGCUCAACAAUAAGGAGAAAAGAAGAUCUGUGAAGCUGAAUUCAAUGCUCGGCUGUAUUUUAUGAAAUAAUCUGAGUAUUUUAGCUCAUGUGUUGACUGUCUCCAUUCAUUGUGGAUAGGGCUAACUUUGCUGCUUUGAUGGCAUCUUCCCGUGUUUCUAUUGAAGAAAGCAGUUUUGGGAAUUGGAGACAUCUAAAGGACAUGUUCAGUUCUGAUAAAUGUUGGAUAUUAGUAGGCAGUUUGCAGUUUAUAGUGGGAAGUUUUUUUUAAAAUUUUGUACAUUGUCCAGAUCAGUUGAACUGUGGUAGAUGUCUGCUCAGACAUGAUUGUACACUGACUAGACUUCAUUGAAAAGUUUUGCAUUAAGUUAUUUUUUGAUCCAUUUUAUCCUUCACUUUAGUUGUUAGAAAUAAUAAGUUUAGAAGUGAAUAUGACACACAGCUCUGUUUUAUUUUAUAGUUUGUCUCUGAGAUUAACAAAACCAUUUUAUGAAUGUUUCAUUGUAUCAUCAAAGCACAGUAUAAACUUGCUGCAGUAGCUUAUGUUCAUAACAAAAACAUCAUUGCUAAAGCCAAGCGACAGUAUUUAAAAGUCAUGCAGGCAGUAGUUUUACAGGAAAAGGGAGAGCAGACUGUUAUUCUUGAGUAUCAGCCUGGCAUGUUUCAAAGAUCUUAACUUAACCUAAAUAUGAAAGAGGUCUGCUUGCAAAUUCCAUGCAUAAGAAACUAGCCGAAAAUACUUCAAUGUAUUUGUGGAGUGAGGAGAUCCUAAAAUGGAUAUUAGAGCAUGAACUUAGUGUGUUCAGAGUUCAUGGCAGUGUUGCUGAAUCACUGUGUGUAACCGAUUCAUUCCCUUUACAGUGAAAUGGCUGAUAUGGUUUUUUUAUAAGCACACUUUAUAAACAAAGACUUGUGACCUAUAUGGAGUAAUAUGUAUAAUUAUUGCUAUGUUUAAUUUAUGUUUAAACACUUUUAAUUGUCAGUGUUUAUUGCUAGUGUUUAUUAUUGUCAUACUGUGCAUCUAUCAACUCAGCUUGCUGUUGUUCAACUAGAUUUUUAUAACUUAUUUUGCCAAGUAAACCGAGAGAAGUAACUUAAACCAUAAGUAAUGAAACCUGUGACUUGGAGAAGAAUAAAUGUGGCUGCUUAAUC
This is a messenger RNA of Pomacea canaliculata, 4205 nucleotides long. Its product is annotated as methionine--tRNA ligase, cytoplasmic-like. Gene Ontology annotation, biological process: methionyl-tRNA aminoacylation. The coding region runs from base 168 to 2990 and encodes 940 amino acids. Gene Ontology annotation, molecular function: ATP binding; methionine-tRNA ligase activity. The record is from RefSeq and is a predicted model, not a curated record. Gene Ontology annotation, cellular component: cytosol; aminoacyl-tRNA synthetase multienzyme complex. The transcript has 23 exons. Lineage: Eukaryota; Metazoa; Mollusca; Gastropoda; Architaenioglossa; Ampullariidae.